This is a messenger RNA of Myripristis murdjan (pinecone soldierfish), 5045 nucleotides long. It is a transcript of the gene aclya, whose product is annotated as ATP citrate lyase a. The transcript has 28 exons. Bases 177 to 3455 code for a protein of 1092 amino acids. Gene Ontology annotation, biological process: acetyl-CoA biosynthetic process; fatty acid biosynthetic process; citrate metabolic process. Gene Ontology annotation, molecular function: ATP citrate synthase activity. NCBI's taxonomy places the organism in Eukaryota, Metazoa, Chordata, Actinopteri, Holocentriformes, Holocentridae. Gene Ontology annotation, cellular component: cytosol. The record is from RefSeq and is a predicted model, not a curated record.
AGCCCUCGGUCCGGCACCAGUAGUUCCCACAGGCAGCGAAGUGACCAUCACUACUGAGGUCCACGUUUCACGCACCCGACCGCAAGACACCGCGUAGUUACCGCAGGAAAUCCGGGGUGCAUCCGCCACAGUUUUAUUUCAGGAGCAAGGCCAGUCUAGCCUGAGCGUAAGCAGUCAUGUCAGCCAAAGCCAUUUCUGAACAGACGGGAAAGGAGUUCCUCUACAAGUACAUCUGCACGUCAGCCGCCGUCCAGAACAGGUUCCGCUACGCCAACGUGACCGCCGAGACCGACUUUGACCGACUGACAGAGGAGCACCCAUGGCUGCUCACACAGAGGCUGGUGGUGAAGCCGGACCAGCUGAUUAAGAGGCGAGGGAAGCUGGGCCUGGUGGGCGUGAACCUGGACCUGAAGGGCGUCAGAGAGUGGCUGAAGCCCCGCCUCAUGAGAGAGACAACAGUGGGAAAAGCGAAAGGAAUGCUUAAGAACUUCCUCAUUGAACCGUUCGUCCCGCAUAAGCAGGAGGAGGAGUUCUACGUGUGUAUCUACGCCGCACGGGAGGGCGACUACGUGCUGUUUCACCACGAGGGAGGGGUGGAUGUCGGAGACGUGGACGCCAAGGCGAGGAAGCUGCUCGUCGGGGUGGAUGGAAAGAUUACAGAGGAGUCUGUCAAGAAAGAGCUCCUGACCCACGCCCCCAAUGACAAGAAAGCGAUCCUGGCCAACUUCAUUGUGGGACUCUUCAACCUGUAUGAGGACCUGUUCUUCACAUACUUGGAAAUAAACCCGCUUGUGGUUACAAAAGAUGGCGUGUAUGUGCUCGACAUGGCAGCCAAGAUCGAUGCCACGGCUGAUUACAUCUGUAAGGCCAAGUGGGGGGACGUGGAGUUCCCUCCACCCUUCGGCAGGGAGGCCUAUCCUGAGGAGGCUUACAUCGCCGACCUCGAUGCCAAGAGUGGUGCUAGCCUCAAACUAACCCUGCUCAACCCCCGGGGCAGGAUCUGGACCAUGGUGGCAGGAGGAGGCGCGUCCGUGGUGUACAGUGACACAAUCUGUGACCUGGGUGGGGUCAAUGAGCUGGCCAACUACGGGGAGUAUUCAGGAGCACCGAGUGAACAGCAGACGUAUGACUACGCCAAGACCAUCCUGUCACUGAUGACGCGAGAGAAGCACCCGGAAGGAAAGGUUUUGAUCAUCGGAGGCAGCAUUGCAAACUUCACAAAUGUCGCAGCUACAUUCAAGGGCAUCGUUAGAGCUAUCAGAGACUACCAGGUGCCUCUAAAAGAGCAUGAGGUCACCAUUUUUGUCCGCCGUGGAGGCCCCAACUACCAGGAGGGUCUCAGGGUGAUGGGAGAAGUCGGCAAGACCACCGGGAUCCCUAUUCAUGUCUUUGGCACGGAAACCCACAUGACUGCCAUUGUUGGCAUGGCACUGGGCCACCGUCCAAUCCCGAACCAGCCCCCUGUUGCUGCCCACACUGCCAACUUCCUCCUCAACUCCAGUGGCAGCACAUCGACUCCAGUUUCCAGCAGGACGGCCUCUUUCUCUGAAAACAGAGCGAGGGUUGACGGCUCACCAGCCAAGAAGGUUAAGACAGGAGCCCCUCAAGCCAAGGCAACCACCCUCUUCAGCAAGCACACCAAGUCCAUAGUGUGGGGCAUGCAGACACGGGCAGUGCAGGGCAUGCUGGACUUUGACUAUGUCUGCUCCAGAGAUGAGCCAUCUGUCGCAGCCAUGGUGUACCCCUUCACUGGAGACCACAAACAGAAAUUCUACUGGGGCCAUAAAGAGAUCCUCAUCCCUGUGUACAAGAACAUGGGUGAUGCCAUGAAAAAGCACCCAGAGGUGGACGUGCUCAUCAGCUUUGCCUCCUUGCGUUCUGCUUUCGACAGCACCAUGGAGACCAUGCAGUACCCACAGAUUCACACCAUUGCUAUUAUUGCUGAGGGAAUCCCGGAAGCUCACACCAGAAAGAUCAUCAAGGUCGCAGACGAGAAGGGUGUCACAAUAAUUGGACCAGCAACCGUUGGAGGUAUCAAGCCAGGCUGUUUUAAAAUUGGGAACACGGGAGGCAUGCUGGAUAACAUUCUUGCCUCCAAGCUCUACCGCCCGGGCAGCGUGGCCUACGUGUCCCGCUCCGGCGGCAUGUCCAAUGAACUCAACAACAUAAUCUCCCGCACUACGGAUGGGGUCUUUGAGGGUGUGGCCAUUGGUGGAGACAGAUACCCAGGCUCAGUAUUUACUGACCAUGUGCUGCGCUACCAAGACACUCCUGGAGUGAAGAUGAUUGUUGUAUUGGGAGAGAUUGGAGGCACAGAGGAGUACAAGAUCUGCCAGGCUAUUAAACAAGGCAGGAUCACAAAGCCAGUGGUAUGCUGGUGCAUUGGCACCUGUGCCACUAUGUUCUCUUCAGAGGUCCAGUUCGGCCAUGCUGGAGCCUGUGCCAACCAGGCCUCAGAGACAGCUGUGGCUAAGAACAAGGCUCUGAAGGAGGCCGGCGCCUUUGUGCCCAGGAGCUUUGAUGAGCUGGGAGACAUAAUCAAAUCAGUGUAUGAUGACCUUGUUGCCAAAGGAGUUAUCGAGCCAGCAGAGGAAGUCCCGCCUCCCACCGUGCCAAUGGAUUACUCCUGGGCACGAGAGCUGGGUCUGAUUCGCAAGCCAGCCUCCUUCAUGACCAGCAUCUGUGACGAGAGGGGUCAGGAGCUCAUCUACGCAGGCAUGCCCAUCACCGAGAUCUUCAAGUCAGAGAUAGGCCUGGGAGGAACGCUGGGGCUGCUCUGGUUCCAGAGGAGGUUGCCCAAGUAUGCCUGCCAGUUCAUUGAGAUGUGCCUGAUGGUGACUGCCGAUCACGGCCCUGCUGUUUCCGGCGCCCACAACACAAUCGUCUGUGCCCGAGCUGGCAAAGAUCUCAUCUCCAGCCUCACCUCUGGCCUUCUCACCAUCGGUGACCGCUUUGGAGGAGCUCUCGAUGCUGCAGCCAAGCAGUUCAGCAAGGCAUUUGACAGCGGCAUGCUGCCCAUGGAGUUUGUCAACAAGAUGAAGAAGGAGGGCAAGUUGAUCAUGGGCAUCGGACACAGAGUCAAGUCGAUUAACAAUCCUGACAUGAGAGUCCAGAUCUUGAAGGACUUUGUGAAGCAACACUUCCCAUCCACCCAGCUGCUGGACUACGCCCUGGAUGUAGAGAAGAUCACCACCUCCAAAAAACCAAACUUGAUCCUGAAUGUGGACGGCUUCAUCGGUGUGGCCUUUGUCGACUUGCUCAGGACUUGCGAUGGAUUUACACGGGAUGAAGCUGAUGAGUUUGUGGAGAUUGGUGCUCUGAAUGGCAUCUUUGUCCUGGGACGCAGCAUGGGAUUCAUCGGACACUACCUGGACCAGAAGAGGCUGAAGCAGGGUCUGUACCGUCACCCCUGGGAUGACAUCUCGUAUGUGCUCCCAGAGCACAUGUCCAUGUAAUCGCAGCGACCAAAUUAGACAGUGGUAACCCUCUGUCCCCUGUGCCCCUCCCCCCCUGCAAGCCACCCACACCAUCCUGUCAUCCUAAUGCGGUGGCAAGAUACAACAUAGGGAAGCCGUUACUAGUAGCAAACAUUGGAAAAAAAGACUUAAGAGAGAAUGGUUUUAGUCCUAGAAAAUGGCUAGUGAUGCAGCUCUGUGAAUAAUAGCAAAACCUGCUAAACUGUGAAGCCCCACUUGGAUAAAUCCAUCCGCUAGGGAGAUUGGAGGAUAAAUCCAGCAUAAAGUAGGGGGAGAUGAAGCGGAUUAUUCAACUGUUGACACUUUUCCUUGUAGUGUUGAGGAAAUCACAGGAAAUCCUCUCGCCAAGAUUAACAGUGAGGAUCUAGUGUCCGCUUACAUUGUUUACCACUGCUGCUCUCAUGGCUACAAUAGUGAAGCACUGUGAUUUGCCCCCAAGCAUCACACCGUCAUCAUAUAAGCCUAGCAUGUGUCUGUAUCACAGACUGUUGUGUCUCAGUGCAGUUCUCUUCAUUGUGCCAUAUGAGAAUUAUGAGGUUUCUGUAAAGGGUGAGCCCGUAGUGCAAUAAUGUGUAGCUAUCAUACGAUAACAUACUGUAGAUCAGAACUUUAUUUAUGUAUAGUGUUAACAGUGAAAAUUAAAUGGUACCAGAAUGUAAUAGAUCUGCUGUUCUGUAAUGUUUUUGACACACUGGUCAAGAUGAAGCAGGAGAAACGGGACCAUUUCAUGAGUCACUCCCGGUGUGUGGUGCCAUUUGCUGUUCCUAGGAAAUAUUGUAACUUGCCGAUGGAAAAUGUGGCGGGAUGGUUUCAGAAAGAAUGUAAAUUUGAAGUUAUGUUGUUUAUCAUUAGAAUAAAAACAUAGAGAGCUUUGGGUUUGUUUUUAGCACUUUGUUUUAAGUUAAUCCAGGUAAUUCUGUGAUAUCCCAGGUACUAGUUUAUCAUCUUCUAUGAGAGGAAUUUUUUUAUAUAUAUUGUCUAGUCCUUUUUCAUAUCAUUAUCAUAAAGGCAGUGGUCACAUUAAACCUAUUUAAUUGCUGGUUGUAUUUUUGUAUGCCCUCUUGGUAGUACUUCCCAUUGAAGGCAACUGUGGUUUUAGGAAAAAUAAAUUCCAAAUGGAAAGAAUAAAGUGUAAUAUAAUGAUUACUGGUACAUUUUUCAUAUUUUGUGCGCUAUUUCAGAUCAUUCCAGCCUGUUAUUACUUUACUCUUUGUUAGUUUGAGAUUUUAAAGAUGUCACAUUAACAGCUCUGUGUAUAAUUUUGUUUUUACUAUGUUAAUAGAAGAUGGGGUCUGUUACUACUUAACACACACUCACACAUUUCCUGCAAGUUAACGGGCCCAAAUGGCACUGCACACACAGGCGUCGCUCAUGUCUUCAUUCAUCUGAAUGUUUGUCAAACUGUCGAGGUCUGUGGGCAGCCACAGCUUUUUAUCUUCACCAGUGUGUUGUCUCAUCUUUUUUUGUUUAACUUUGUCUUCUGUGAACUGAAUGUGCCUCUGUACUGAAUGUUUAGAACUGUGUAAAUGAGUCAAAUAAAAUGUAACGUAAUGGAAUACCUCAGUGUAA